This is a messenger RNA of Populus trichocarpa (black cottonwood), 1381 nucleotides long. Its product is annotated as E3 ubiquitin-protein ligase SIRP1. The coding region runs from base 35 to 1192 and encodes 385 amino acids. The transcript is spliced from 2 exons. Gene Ontology annotation, molecular function: ubiquitin protein ligase activity. Lineage: Eukaryota; Viridiplantae; Streptophyta; Magnoliopsida; Malpighiales; Salicaceae. Gene Ontology annotation, cellular component: cytoplasm. Gene Ontology annotation, biological process: protein ubiquitination. The record is from RefSeq and is a predicted model, not a curated record.
ACCAUGAUCCCUUACAAAAUAAAAAGACAAAAUCAUGAAGUUGAGAGAUAAAAAAGAGAGAACAUCAUUGCUUUUCUCUCUUCUUUCUCUCUACCAACCAGCUAGCUUCACUAUUUCCCAACAAACAGCAAAUCAAGAAGAUAAACAUCAUAACCACCCACUUCCUCUAUCCACAAGAGAAAGGGAGAUGGAGGCUGAAAUGGUGUAUCAGUACUGGUGUCACAUGUGUUCUCAGAUGGUGAACCCGGCAACGGAAGCUGAUAUUAAAUGCCCGUUUUGUGAUAGUGGUUUUCUGGAAGAGAUGGGCAGCACGAGAGAAGUCAAUAACAGUGGCUUUAAUUUAGGAUCAGAACAUGUGUUCUCUCUUUGGGAUACAAUCUUACUGGACCUUACGGAUGGCCUAGGCACUUCUGGUUUGAGAAGUACAGCUCAAGAAAAUAUUAGCAGUCCCAGUUCACCAUAUGAAGAUGAUGAACUAGACUUUGAGUCUUUACCUCGGAGAAGGGGUAGAAGAAGCUCAUCUUCAGUCCAGAGCUUACUUCAAGAUCUUAAUCUGGGAGCAGAGAAUUAUGAAAAUGACAGAGAGAGCACUGGCAGCAGCAUUUUGAUUUUGGUUAAUCCUUUUAAUGAAGAGGCAAUAAUUCUUCAGAGUCCCGAUGAUAUGAACCAAGCUGAAAACCCAAGUCAAAACGUGUCAAGUUCUUUCCGGGACUACCUUAUAGGACCUGGUGUGGAUUUACUGCUACAUCAUUUGGCCGAGAGUGGUCCUAACCGUUACGGGACUCCUCCAGCAAAUAAAGAAGCAGUUAAAGCAAUGCCAACAGUUUCCAUUAAUCAGAAUUUGCAGUGUUCAAUAUGCUUGGAAGAGUUUGAGAUUGGAUCUGAAGCAAAGGAAAUGCCAUGCAAACACAAAUUCCAUGGAGAGUGUAUUGCUCCAUGGCUGGAACUUCAUAGUUCCUGCCCAGUUUGCAGGUUCCUAAUGCCCUCAGAUGAUUCCAAGACUGAAGUAAGUCAGUCGAGAAGUGACGCAGACACAAUGGAGAACAACGAUGCUAGAAACACUUGGGUCCCUAUCUCAUGGCCUUUUGAUGGUUUGUUUCCUUUAUCAGGAUCUCAAAUUGGUGGGAGUUCUAUUUCAGCACCCUCGUCGACUACCAUGCCUGGAAGUACUUCCUUCACCGAUGAAACUUGAACACUUGGUUUUUUGUUCCUUUCUCUGUUUCCUUGGCUUUCUUCUGUAUAUUGCCAUCUUAUCUUAGCAAAAUGGUACCCUCUCCAUAUGUAAAUGAAGGAAUGAUAUUGGUGCCUUUUUGUAUUGUGUAAGCAAUUUUGAUACUUGAUGAUAAGAUUCCAUAUAACUAGAUUUCUGGAAUUGGAUUUA